This is a messenger RNA of Triplophysa dalaica, 4763 nucleotides long. RefSeq names its product discs large MAGUK scaffold protein 1b (gene dlg1b). Bases 405 to 3164 code for a protein of 919 amino acids. Gene Ontology annotation, molecular function: kinase binding. Gene Ontology annotation, cellular component: neuromuscular junction; neuron projection; postsynaptic density membrane. Lineage: Eukaryota; Metazoa; Chordata; Actinopteri; Cypriniformes; Nemacheilidae. The transcript has 23 exons. The record is from RefSeq and is a predicted model, not a curated record. Gene Ontology annotation, biological process: chemical synaptic transmission; neurotransmitter receptor localization to postsynaptic specialization membrane.
GCUGUGGCAUUCUUCAUCCCUCUUUUGGAAAAGAGCCGGGUGCCUCAUGCGCGUCUUGCGUGAUGGAUAAGCGUCAUGGAUAACUGAAAGAGCUAAAAACUGGACGUAUACUCGCUCAGACAGACAGCAUGGCUCCAACGGGGCCUCUGUGUAAACAUCUCCACUGUGACCGACAGCUGUGAGUUCGCCUGUCAAGAAGGUGAAUAAGGGAGCGUAGAAGACCAGUAGCAGCACAGAAAGGCAUUUUCCAUUGUGAGCAAGUGAAGCAGAAGACGACCAAGAGACAUCAGACGAAAGGAGCAGUGGCAAAGGAGAGGGGAAAGUGUGGACAACUCGCUGGAUGAAGGAAGCAGACUGGCUGUCCCUUCCCUGGCGUGAUGGAGUGAGACAAGGAAUGAGGGUGGAUGGUGAGAGCGGGCAGCAGCAGCAGCAGUGGAGGGGCCGGAGGAGGAGGUGCAGGGGGAGGUGGUGGAGCAGGAGGUGGCCGGAGAGGCAGGAGCAAGUAUCGCUCGAGGAGGCGAUUCUCCGGCUCCUCUGUGGCCGAGCGGCUCAGCUGCAAUAGCGGCGAGAAAAUGUCGCCCAGCAUCAGGAAGUUAGACUGUUUCUCGCCCAUGCUGUGCCACUGUAAAGUGGCCUGUACGAACAGCACCAUCUCGCUCAUGUUUGGAUGCAAGAAGUACAGGCAGCAUGAUGAAGAUACAGGAUCUCCACAGGAGCAGAGUUCGCCUCAGCUUACCGAUGAGGCUCCUGAGCCAGAGCUGGUCCAGGUGGCAGAGAAAAACCUCUCCCAGAUUGAGAAUGUCCAUGGCUACGUGGCACAGGCACAUAUCUCCCCAAUGAAGGUUGAAUCACUGGAAUGCAUCUUCGAUGGGCCGUCUACUGUAGUGAAUGAGGAGAGUACCCCUCCUCCACUUACUCCCCUCUCCAACCCGUACCCUCAAAGUCCUGUGACCGUCCAGGCAAAUCCGCCUCCUGUCGUGGUUAAUACAGAGAGUUUGGAUUCAGCCCCAUAUGUUAACGGUACAGAGGCUGACUUUGAGUAUGAGGAGAUUACGCUUGAAAGGGGAAAUUCAGGGCUGGGCUUCAGUAUCGCUGGUGGCACAGAUAACCCUCACAUUGGUGAAGACCCUAGUAUAUUCAUCACUAAAGUCAUCCCUGGGGGCGCUGCAGCUCAGGACGGGAGAUUACGGGUGAAUGACGUGAUUCUACGAGUGAACGAGGUGGACGUCAGGGACGUGACCCACAGUAAGGCAGUGGAGGCCUUGAAGGAGGCAGGGUCACUGGUCAAACUGUACGUCAGGAGGAGAAAGUCUGCGUCAGAGAAGAUCACGGAGAUCAAGCUCGUUAAAGGACCCAAAGGUCUUGGUUUCAGUAUAGCAGGAGGUGUUGGAAACCAGCACAUCCCCGGGGACAAUAGCAUCUACGUGACAAAAAUUAUCGAAGGUGGAGCCGCACAUAAAGAUGGAAGACUACAAAUAGGAGACAAACUUCUUGCUGUGAAUAGCUUCUGCCUGGAAGAGGUUACCCAUGAGAAUGCCGUGACUGCCUUGAAAAAUACCCCAGACGUGGUCUUCUUAAAAGUGGCAAAACCCAACAGUGUCUUCGUUAAUGACAGUUUCGCCCCACCUGACAUCACCAACUCCUAUUCCCAGCACAUGGAAAAUCAUAUCAACCCCCCAACCUAUCUGAGCCAGCCGCUGCCCCCUGUGCAUUCAGGACCCUAUUCCCCGACCCCAAAGACCAUGGUGGGGGAUGAUGAUGUCACCAGGGAGCCCAGGAAGGUUGUACUGCAUCGGGGCACCACAGGACUCGGUUUUAACAUUGUGGGUGGUGAGGAUGGAGAGGGCAUCUUUAUCUCCUUCAUCCUUGCUGGAGGCCCUGCAGACCUGUGCGGAGAGCUCAGUAAAGGAGACCGUCUGGUGUCUGUGAAUGGAAUAGACCUCCGCGGUGCCACUCACGAACAGGCAGCGGCAACCCUGAAGAAUGCCGGACAAACUGUUACCAUUCUGGCCCAGUACAGACCAGAAGAGUACAGCCGAUUUGAGGCCAAGAUCCAUGACCUCCGAGAGCAGAUGAUGAACAGCAGCAUCAGUUCAGGCUCAGGAUCACUGAGGACCAGUCAGAAGAGAUCAUUAUAUGUUAGGGCACUGUUCGAUUAUGAUAAAACUAAGGAUUCAGGGCUGCCCAGCCAAGGCUUAAACUUUAAGUUUGGGGACAUCUUGCAUGUCGUGAACGCUUCAGACGAUGAGUGGUGGCAGGCACGGCAGGUCACUCCUCAGGGAGAGGUGGAGGAGAUGGGCGUCAUUCCCAGCAAGAGAAGGGUGGAGAAGAAGGAAAGAGCCAGGUUAAAGACAGUCAAAUUUAACUCCAAGUCACGGGAGAAAGUACAGUCCCUCAAUGACAAGCGUAAAAAGAACCUCUUUUCCCGCAAGUUCCCAUUCUACAAGAACAAGGAGACGAGUGAGCAGGAAACGAGCGAUGUGGACCAGCAUGUCACCUCUAAUGCCAGUGAUAGUGAGAGUAGUUACCGUGGUCAAGAGGAAUAUGUGCUGUCCUACGAGCCAGUCUGUCAACAGGAAGUUAACUACGCACGACCCGUGAUCAUCUUGGGUCCGAUGAAGGACAGAGUAAAUGAUGACCUGAUAUCAGAAUUCCCCGACAAAUUUGGCUCUUGUGUUCCCCAUACAACAAGGCCAAAGCGUGAUUACGAGGUGGACGCCAGAGACUACCACUUUGUUGUGUCUAGAGAGCAGAUGGAGAAAGACAUACUGGAGCACAAGUUCAUUGAGGCGGGCCAGUACAACAAUCACCUGUAUGGAACCAGCGUGCAGUCUGUCAGAGAGGUGGCCGAAAAGGGCAAACACUGCAUUCUAGAUGUAUCAGGCAAUGCUAUCAAGAGACUCCAAGUGGCUCUGCUUUACCCCAUCGCUAUUUUCAUCAAACCCAAAUCAAUGGAAAACAUCAUGGAGAUGAACAAAAGAUUCACGGAGGAACAAGGCAGGAAGACAUAUGAUAGAGCAAUGAAGCUGGAACAGGAGUUUAUGGAGCAUUUCACAGCCAUUGUUCAAGGGGACACUUUGGAAGAGAUCUACGAUCAAGUAAAGCAGAUCAUUGAGGAACAGUCUGGACCAUUCAUCUGGAUACAGUCCAAGGAGAAACUAUGAACACCUUCAGGAGUUUGUCAUCCCUCUCUCUUUGCCUGAUUUAUUUAUUGAUUCUGUCCUCUUUUUUUUUUGUUAAUUUUUAUUUUUCAUAAUCUCAGUUGGGCGUCUCCAAGUGACAUGCAUUCAACAUAUUAAUUCCAGCAUACUUCACUCUCUGUUUAGUCCUACUUCUUCACCUCCUGACUUUGAGCUCCUCCAGUAGCGGUUUAAAGAAAAGAGGAUCAACCUUUUUCAGAUCUCAACUGCUUCCAAGCUUACAGAAAGCUACAGUAUGUUAGACCAGCAUCUGUUAUCCAGGGUUUCGGAAACGGUACAGUUCCUUAAUGUUUAAGGGAGGUUACUUUGUAAGGAAAAAGAGUGGAUUUUGUUUUCUUUCGUUGUUGUCUUUUUUGUGGUGUAAGAUUGUGAUAUGAAGCUUGGGUCUCAGGCAUUGGACUUGUAAAAUGGUGAAUAACACAAAAAGCAAAACUUUGCACGUUCUAGCUAUUAGGACCAGGUGUUCUUUGCUCUUUCUUUAUUGUCGUUCAUUUCCAUCAUAAUCCACUAUGUUCAGUACUUUAAUCUUAUUCUCUUUUCCCUUUAUUGUUGUAUUGGCAUGCUUAUUGUUCUCCUCAUUCUAAAUGUCUGCGUUAUGGAGCCGUCGUGUUUAGAUGAUGUCCGGCCGCACGGAGGCAAGACGUGGGCCGCCGUUGUUUUAGAAUGUUGGAGUCUACAAUCAGUGUCUUACACGGAGUACGUGUUUUCAACACUCAUGAUUUACAUUUAGGAAAGUCUGCCAUUUGUAAGGAACUGAUAUUUUUAAGAGAUGUCUUCACACAUCCUUGGCAAUAAAGUGCCAGCGCAUAUGUGGAAGAAAUUUAUUGUACAAUGAGAUCUUAACAGAUAUUUAACCCUCCAUAAACUGCCUAUUUUGUUAUAAUAAAAGUCUAUAUUGAGCUUUACUUGAGCACGAUUAUGAUGGGAGUUAUUUUUUUGGCAUCGUAAAAUGUAUAUUAGAGCAAGAGAUUUAAAAACAAAAUAGUAGGAAUAUAUUUUUUCCUUUUUCUGUUUCCACCCGCUGUUUAUUUUAAUAAACUGCAAGAGAUGGGAGAGAGGGGACCACAUCAGUAGAUUGGAAAUAGAGACUAGCAGAUGAUGAAUGCGAUAUUUCAGUGCCGUCACAUUCCGACAGCUACUUCUCGCACUUCCUCCUCUCUGUCUGCCCACCACUUCAACGUAAUCUGCUCAAGUGUGCUACAUCAGAGUUUUAACAGGGUGGAGGAGAAUGCUCUGUCUGAUUCCCCCUCUCAGACGCAAACCGAUUCAGAAAGAUGAAAAGCUUCUCGAAGCUGUCGAGGCAAACUGAACGCACCACAGAGACUCAUUUUUCUAAACUUGUCCUGAAGAGGGGGACGUCUGCUCUUCCCACGGCAUUAUUGUUUUCUAUACUAAGACUGCUUGUUGUACCACCUCACCACCUCUGCUUUUUAGGGACAUUUUUGGACUGGCAUAAAUGAAACAUGUAAAUAACCUACUGAUCUGAUUCAUUCCAUUGAUCCAAAUGAACAAGAGGAGAAUGGUUAAUUCAAGAAAAUAAAACAAAAUGUUUCUCAUAAUGCA